Helicoverpa zea (corn earworm) is the source of this 696-nucleotide messenger RNA. RefSeq lists its product as uncharacterized. The transcript has a single exon. The record is from RefSeq and is a predicted model, not a curated record. NCBI's taxonomy places the organism in Eukaryota, Metazoa, Arthropoda, Insecta, Lepidoptera, Noctuidae. The coding region runs from base 1 to 696 and encodes 231 amino acids.
AUGUCUGAACCUUUGAGACCUAAGAUGUCGCUCUCCGAGGAAAUGUUCACGAGUUUCGCUUUACAAAACAAGAGCGUGAAGACUUCCAACAUCGACUCAGACCCGGGCACAUCGUACGAAGUGUUCAGAAACAAUACAACUGCAGUAGAAGUUAUCGUCAAAGAAGUGCCUAAAGCCAGGAAAAAAUCAGCGCAGUCAGAGUACCAAGACGGCUCCACAAUCAAAAGACUCCAAGAUGACGUGGACAGACUACGGAACGAGUUGAACAUAGCAAACAAAGCCCUGACGAGAUCUCGGAACGGUUUCUUGGCGAUGGUGCGUGAAAUGAAAAAGCAAUUAGACGCGGCAAACCAACGGGAGAUGGACACACAGACUAAGAACUUGGCUUUGCUACUGGACAACGAGAAAUUGAAGAGUUUACUAGCUUCGAAGACUAAUUUGGUAAAUAAAUUCAAAAAGGAAUUGAGCAGCAUGAAGCGGGUCAUGAGGUACGUGAUAAAGAGCAUAUGCUAUGCGCCCCACGUGUCGACGAAUGUGACGUGUAGCUCUGACCCUGAAUAUGAUGAUUUCGAAAACGAUCUAAAGAAAAAUGAGAAAGUAAAGUUCGCCUCUAACAUGUUCGACGAAAUGGGCACUUUCGAUAGCUCCAUCUCGAAGGACACCACCAAAUAUUCAUUUGAUAAGCGUCUAUUGUAA